AGAACGCCUACGUUAUCACUUACAGUAACGACUGUGCCUAUACGUUGAAAUACACUUCGCGUUGAAUAGAAUUUGUACCCCAGGCACAUCGCGCUGCAGCUAUACGACAAAUAAUGAAUAGAAAACUUGACAUAUUCUGACCAGUGAAUAAUUACUUUAAAAUCGAUAAUUUUCCUAUGAAAUAACGCGCUAAUAAAAAGCUUGAGACUAGCCAUCGAAGCUGUAAAAUUAAAUCGUCAGUUUAAACGAACGUUAUAAUAAUUGUACGGUGUACCUGAACGCGUGGUCGAAUUUUUGUCACCUUUUCUCCAUCCAGUGAUGCAAAAUGUCUCGUACAUCUAGAAGAAAUUUAGAUCGUGAAAUACCUGGUGUUUUGGUGCCGGUUGAAAACAGAGCCUCUUUGGCCAGACGAGGUGUAAACAAUUUCAUCCAAGCGUUACCAGGACCCCAAGGCUGGACCAGAAAUGGAACAUCAUUAUCAUCGUCAUCGUCGUCGUCGUCGUUGAACACAACACGCGCCGCGAUACCGGGAUGCGCGACGCACAGAAUGCGCGGGGUUAACAUGGAGGCGAUGAAAAUUAUCCAGAAAAAGGUCGAAAACCUCGAUAUUUCGGAUUUGGAUGAUGAGAAGCAGAUUGUGUUCGAGCAAGUUGACCUUUACGCCCAAGGUUUUCCAGUCUUUGAAGAAAUACGAAGGCAGGGGAAACUCUGCGAUGUCACGCUUAAGGUCGAUGAUCAAAGUUUCAGUGCGCAUAGGAUAGUCCUGGCUGCGACGAUACCAUACUUUAAUGCAAUGUUUUUGAACAAUAUGAUCGAAAGCAAGCAAAACGACAUAACAUUACAGGGAAUUGACGCUGUAGCUUUAGAGGCAGCAAUCAAUUUUGCAUACAGUGGCCGGAUUACUCUGACUAAUAGCAACGUUCAAAGUCUUAUGAUGGGUGCAUCUUUUCUUCAUCUGCACAAAGUCAGAGAUGCAUGUGCCGAUUUUCUCAAAAAACGAUUUCAUCCACACAACGCACUUGGAAUUCGUCACUUUGCUGAUACGUUGAGCUGCGUAACUCUUGUCGAAGAAGCCGACAAAUAUAUUCAACAGUAUUUCCACGAAGUAUCUUUGGCUGAUGAAUUUCUUGCUCAACCAUUCUCUGAACUUAAAGAACUGAUCUGCAGAGAUGAACUGCAUGUUGUCUCCGAAGAACAAGUAUUUGAAGCCGUUAUGCGGUGGGUCAGACACGACAAAGAAAAUAGAACAAAAAAUUUACCUGAACUUCUAGCUUCUGUCAGAUUGCCUCUGCUUACACCUCAAUACUUAGCUGAUCAUAUCGCCAAGGAAGAUCUUAUUAGAAGUUCUCAUCAAUGCAGAGACUUACUAGAUGAAGCUCGUGAUUAUCACCUAAUGCCGGAGAGACGACAUCUCUUGCAAAGUUUUAGAUCCCGUCCGAGAUGCUGCAACUACAUAAUGGGCCACAUUUUUGCUGUGGGAGGUCUGACAAAGUCUGGAGACUCGCUCAGCACGGUUGAAGUGUUCGAUCCAUUCAUUGGUAGGUGGCAGACAUCGGAGGCCAUGACUAUGCUCAGGAGCCGAGUUGGUGUUGCAGUUCACAAAAACAAACUGUAUGCCUUUGGAGGCUAUAAUGGUACGGAGAGGCUUUCAACAGUUGAAGUUUAUGAUCCUUGUUUGAGGACCUGGAAUAAAAUUGGUCCCAUGCAAUGUAAGCGCAGUGCUGUCGGUACAACGGCACUAGGUGAUCACCUGUAUGUAUGCGGCGGUUAUGAUGGAGUUACUUCUUUGAAUACGGUCGAAAGAUAUUCCCCAAACACGGAUAAGUGGAAAAUGAUUAGUUCAAUGAAUAAGCAUCGCUCUGCUGGUGGAGUGGUUGCAUUCCAAGGCUAUGUUUAUGCGCUUGGUGGUCAUGAUGGUUUAUCUAUAUUUGAUUCGGUUGAAAGGUACGAUCCACUGAGUGGAAUUUGGACUGUGAUUAAACCAAUGUUAACAAGGCGGUGUAGAUUAGGAGUUGCGACACUUAAUGGGAAAUUGUACGUAUGCGGUGGCUAUGAUGGAUCGACUUUUCUACAAUCAGUAGAAGUCUACGACCCUGUUAUAGAUACGUGGAAGUUUGUGGCCCCAAUGAACGUGAUGAGGAGCCGUGUAGCAUUAGUGGCUAACAUGGGUAAACUGUGGGCAAUUGGUGGAUAUGAUGGAGUUUCAAAUCUGUCAACUGUAGAAGUAUAUGACCCAAGUACCGAUUCAUGGUCGUUUGUUGCGUCUAUGUGCGCACACGAAGGUGGAGUGGGCGUGGGAGUAAUUCCACUCUGUUAAAGCAGUCCAUGAUCUAAACGCCUUUUUCCACCAUUAUUGCUCAACAUCAUGGUUCACUGAUCAGUCAAUUUUGGUUGCACCGGAAAAAAAUUUAAUCGUUAUUACAGAUUUUACUGACUAAUUUAUUUUUAUAUUAAAGUCUGAGACUUAUGCAGCUAUUACCUAUUUAUUCGGUAGAGCUUUUAUUGUUCUGUGUAACGCACUAGAACUAUUCAAGACGAACUGUGGAAUGAAUCGAACCUGGUCUGAAGAAUUUGAAUUAAUUACGGAAUAUUGUAUAACGAUUGGUAGAUGUCUAACUUUUUUAUUUUGUAAAUUUAUUUGUGUUGUCUCACAUAUUUUGGACAUAUCUUCCAGCAUGAUAAUUUCGUUGAUUUUCAAUCAUAUUUGAUGUAUGUCCCGAACACUGAUAAUUAUCAUUGAUCUCAUUUUAUACUCUCUAAUCAGUUUUAAUAAUUAUUUACGACUCUUUUUUAUACCAAUGUUAAUAUUAAUCAAUAAAUUUUCAUACGUUCGACAAAAAAUU
This is a messenger RNA of Diprion similis, 2843 nucleotides long. RefSeq names its product kelch-like protein 18 (gene KLHL18). Bases 326 to 2317 code for a protein of 663 amino acids. The record is from RefSeq and is a predicted model, not a curated record. Gene Ontology annotation, molecular function: protein binding. The transcript is spliced from 9 exons. NCBI's taxonomy places the organism in Eukaryota, Metazoa, Arthropoda, Insecta, Hymenoptera, Diprionidae.